AACUUUCCGAUCCUCUGUCGGUAGUGGGCUUUGGUCGUGACCUUGCGCAUCCUCACCCUUCAAUUCGUGCCAACACCACCAUCGUCUUCGCAGAACGACCAUUGCCGGUCCCGGCCUCGCCUCCUGCCUCACAGGCGCUCCCGACGUUGCAGUUUUCCUCAUCCCGAGUCUGCUCGCGACUGCCCGACCUGCUUGCAACCUGCGCGGUGUGACGUAUUCUCCACACGCUCCAGCCUCCUGUCGCGUGGCCGCUCUCCUUUCGCGUUGGCGAUUCCCUCCAUUGCCAUCGCCAUCAGCAUCCACCUUGCGCCACCACACCGCGCGUUGCCCUUGUGUUCACGCUGCAUCGUGUUGCGGGGACCUGACUGCCCAGCGCUUACGCCUAUGCACACUCUCGACGUCGUCGCCUGCCCAUGAGAAUGAUGGUCAGCGGAUAGGACCAAGUCCCGUUCACGACCUGAUAGCCUCCGGCCAUGGCUCCGAGCGCAGGCUUCAACGAGUAUUUCCCCAAUGCUCCUCGCUCAUCUAGAGAUCGCGCACACGAGCGCGACCGCGAUCGGCUCAGCACAGAGGGCUCCAGGACAGCCACCCCGUCCCGCGAUACAAAUCCUCACAAACCCGAGUCGUUCGUGACGAAUCCUGAUGCAUCGCAACCACCCCUCGAUGAUGCCGAAAUCGUACCCGGGGACAUUCUGAACGCUCUUGGGUCUACCAGCUCUCACGAGAGCACAACUUCCUCCAUCUUCAGCACACACAAUAAUAAUAAUACCUCUCUUGCCGCCGCCACUGGAGUGCCUGCUCCGAAUAGCGCACUCACUCCACUGACCAACAUCGGAUCGCCGAUAUCCUCAUCUCGUCCUACACACCAUAGGCGCGACGCAGAAGCAUCGACCUCCGUGGGCGCAAUGCUGUCCCCGCUGACGGGGACUGAGCGCCCGCCAGCUCGUGAUCCUGCCCGCCACGUGCUUGGCCAGAGAUUGAUUCACGACCAUCCUUCCGACAAAUCCAUGUCGUCGACCGAUCGAAAGAACGUCAAGCCCAGAUACAAAGAGUUCGGUGCGAAAGAUGACGCUCCCCCCUCAGAUCCCCGACUCAGGAAUGGUCGGACACGGAUCGAAUACAUCAAUGUCGACUUCAACAUGCCCAAGUCCAGGCUGCGACAGACUCCCUACAACAUCAGGCCGUACCAGUAUGAUCCCGCGACUUCGAUAGGCCCUGGGCCGCCAACGCAGAUUGUGGUGAGCGGCUUCAACCCUCUGCUGGCAUUCUCCAAAGUCACAAACACGUUCGCCUCGUUUGGUGAGAUCGCCGAAAGCAGCAACAAGAUGCACCCCAACACUGGUAGCUACCUGGGCUUUGCGACUUUCCGCUAUCGGGAUUCCAAGCGGCGGACGCCGUUCGUGUCUGCCAUAGAUGCAGCAAAGAAGGCCGUUCGCUGCAUGCAUGGCCAGCGUUUUGAGGCGAAGCAGAUUGUGGUUCAGUUCGAUCGCGAUGGCAGGCGCAGCCGACAGAUGCUUGAGAAUGUCCUGCAGAGGGAGGAGGAAGCGGAACGGGCCAGGGCACCAUCUGUGGUCCCGCCACCUACCAAUGCCAUUCCCACGGGACCCAGAUCAAGAGCUGCGGAUGCUACUGGCCGCGGGUUCUUCCUUUCACCCAAAGGACCUGCCGCUGAUCGAUCAGCUUCGACAAGUAGCGAACCAACCCGAGCAUUUCCGACGAAACCCAAGGGCUAUUCGACGAUUGAGCCGGUCGUGAUUGCGACUAUUCUCAAGAGCGAACCUUACAUUUUCAUAGCGGAUGCGAGCGUGCCAGUCAUGCCAGCAACGAUUCCGCACAUGAAGAAGAGGUUAAAGUCGUUCCAGUUCGACGACAUCCGUGCCGACCGCACCGGAUACUACAUCAUCUUUCCCGAUACGUCAUACGGCAGGGAUGAAGCUUUCAGGUGCUACCGGUCAGCCAAUGCAAGCUCGUUCUUCACAUAUACUAUGGCCAUGACGCUGGUUCCCGGCGCAAAGGCGGACAGGCCCGCGGAGGCGGACAAGACGGCUCCUCAUCCGCCCGAGCGGGAGAGCGGGCCGGCAGUGGGGAGUCGGACGCGUGAUGAUCAGCAGAAACGCCAGAACGAACGACGCAGGGACGAAGAAGCUGUGCUGGAGGAAGAGAAGAAGCAGCGUGCCAAGAACUUUGACCCUGUGAUGGAGGCUGUCGAGGCUAUUCGUCGGGAGAUGACAGAGCACCUCAUCAGCCACAUUCGGACCAAGGUAGCUGUUCCGGUUCUUUUUGACUACUUGGACCCAGCAAACCAUGUCGCGAAGCGGCGGAAGCUGAAUCUGGAGAGCACAACCAUUUCUUCACGCUUAUCCAAGACGAUUGAGGACCGCGAGAUCACGCCUGUCAGCACCCCGAAUUCUAGAGCGGAUCCUAUUGAGCGGCGUACUGCACGCCUCGAGGUGGCUGCUCUACCACGAAUACGGAAAGCAAAGGGUCAAAAUGUCACGCAGCGCAAUGCUUUCACUGAUCCAUUUGCACGCAAACGAACAGCCACUGGUCGCAACGCCUUCCGCUCGCUACACUACCGCUUGCAAUCACCUGACAGCGAUGAGGAGUCUGACAACGAGGCGGCGAAUCGGGGUUCGAUGGUGCGGGACACCGAAGAGCCCGAAUCGCGACCACGCAGUCGUAUGAGCACAGAUGAGGAUGCCUUUGAUGAUGCCUUUGGAGACGAGGACUCUACAACCGAGGCUGGCUUUGCGACUCCGGACCGUUUUGGUCGGACCAAGAAGCGGAAACUUGAUCUUCAAGUUGAAGCAGCGAUCAAGAGACAGAAGAAGUCGGAUGAAGAGCUCUUUGGUGUCACCAUCGAUACUCUUGAGCACGAACUCCCUAGUCCUGUUGAAAGCACAGCGGUCCCAUCCCUGAAUGUACAAGAUGAGAGAACACCCGAGCCAACUCAAUUGCCGACGCCGACCGAAAAAUCGUCAAAGCUGAAGAAGAAGGCCGUCCCCGCAAAGCCGAAGAAGAAAACCAAGAAGCAGAUUUUGGAAGAGGAGGAGCUGCAAAAAGAACAGCAGCGCCAAGAACAACAGCAAGAAACUCCUGCAGAGGAGUUGCCUGAGCGUGUAGGCGAGAAGCCCGAAAUCGAAGAUGACGAGGACAGCAAGGCGGAGCGCACACCUGCGCCUCAGGCAGAGCCUGUGCAAGCUGAUGAUCGAUUCUCCGACAAGGUGGAAGCUGCAUGGUCCUUACCAAAGCACUGGCGACUUAAUAUCAAGACUCUCAACGACCUGCCACUCAGUCCACAAGACCUUCCCAAUCUCGAGAGGCUCAAGAAGAAGUUCAAGGUCGGAGAGAUUGGUGACCCCAGGCUUUGGGCAUGGAAGCAUAGCCGCAUACACGAUCUCAAUGCCAUGGACUCUGACGCUGAUGCGCCUUUGAGCAUCGAGGGCUACUAUGUGCCAAACCCGACUGGCUGCGCACGGACGGAAGGCGUCAAGAAGAUACUCAACUCUGAGAAAUCUAAAUACCUGCCACAUCAUCUCAAGGUGCAGAAGGCGCGGGAGGAGCGGCAGCUCAAGGCAGCUCGGAAGGAUGGCAAAGACCCCGUCACCUCGGCCACAGAGGCCGCACGUCUGGCAGCCGAAAAGCUGGUGGCCAAGGGUAACUCGAGAGCGAAUCGUGUCAACAACCGUCGGUUCGUGGCCGACCUCAACGACCAGAAGAAGACCCUGGGGCAGGACUCGGAUGUGCUUCGCUUCAACCAACUGAAGAAGCGCAAGAAGCCGGUCAAGUUUGCCCGAUCCGCCAUCCACAACUGGGGUUUGUAUGCCAUGGAGAACAUCAACAAGGACGACAUGAUCAUCGAGUAUGUCGGCGAGGAGGUCCGCCAGCAAAUCGCCGAGCUCCGCGAGAACCGAUACCUCAAGAGCGGCAUCGGCAGCAGUUACCUCUUCCGCAUCGACGAGAACACGGUUAUUGACGCGACCAAGAAAGGCGGCAUUGCGCGCUUCAUCAACCACAGCUGCAUGCCAAACUGCACGGCCAAGAUUAUCAAGGUGGAGUCCACCAAGCGCAUCGUCAUCUAUGCGUUGAGGGAUAUCGCUCAGAACGAGGAGUUGACCUACGACUACAAGUUUGAGCGCGAGAUUGGCAGUCUCGACCGUAUUCCUUGCCUUUGCGGCACCGCUGCCUGCAAGGGUUUCCUCAACUAAGAUGACGAGUGCGCACAUACUUCUUUGGUGGAUAGACACAUUGAUUAGACAAUUUUCUCCGUGCAGGCAACGAAGACGCAGGAAGCCUCGUUAUGCCUCCCAUGGUUUUUUGGAUCACGUAUAGCGUCGUGUCCGUAGAGGGGUGUUGUCCUUGCUGCAGGAGGAGGAAAGUAAUGAUUACGCCAGCGCAAAGAUAGAGAGGCCUGUGUAUUACCAAGAUUCAUAACAAAUGCCAAAAAAAAACAGAGCGAACCCGCAACGGAGCAAGUUGCGGCUGACAGAACAUUUCACACAA
This is a messenger RNA of Microdochium trichocladiopsis, 4503 nucleotides long. RefSeq lists its product as uncharacterized. The record is from RefSeq and is a predicted model, not a curated record. Lineage: Eukaryota; Fungi; Ascomycota; Sordariomycetes; Xylariales; Microdochiaceae. Bases 474 to 4208 code for a protein of 1244 amino acids. Gene Ontology annotation, molecular function: nucleic acid binding; histone H3K4 methyltransferase activity; protein binding. Gene Ontology annotation, cellular component: Set1C/COMPASS complex. The transcript has 3 exons.